AGAAGUUGUGUUUCACUGAAGGCGCUCCGACGAAGACCAUCAUUAAUGUUCCGCUUUCCGGUUUCGGCUGCACAGGAAAAGUAAAAAGUUUGGUAAGAAGUGCUAAGAUAUUAAACAAAUGGACUCAGGUGAUUCUAAAAAGGAUGGACCUACAACUAGGAGUAGAAGCGCCAGACGGGCAACCAACACAGAUUUAUCGAGACCUCCAAUAAAAAGAACCCGGAAAAUGCGGGAAGAUGCUGAAGAUGCAGCCAGAGCUGUCAAUGGAUCCGGGGGAGCCCAAGAGUCUCACUAAGGAGGAGGAUGAUGAAUCCCCUGUUAAGAAGCAAAAGCCUGAAGAGAAGACAAGGGGUAUAAAUGAGAAAGGUGAUGGGUUAGACCAAAGGGAUAACACAGAUGUGGAGAUGGGUGAGAAUGAAGACGUUGAUCAAGAAAUGAACUCAGAUGAGGAAGCUGAGCAGGACCAGGAGUCCAGUUUGACAGGUUCCUCAGCCCAGCCUGGGACGGAAGAAACGCGUCCUGCCCAUGUAAGAAAAGAAAACAGACAAAAGCCUAUAAACUCUGUGGUCACUAAGAUACCCAAAACAGAAAAUUACAGACCAGUCGUAAAAUAUCAAGAUCCACCUAGUGUGGGUGCUGUUACAGUGGAAAAUCAACCAGUGGUGUCUAGACGGAGUUACAGGAGUAGCAUGAACUAUCAGAAUACCGUAACAGAGAAACACAAACAUCCCCCUGGUUUUGGCAGUUGGAAUAAAUGCUCACCAACUGAGCCCCAGAGGAGUUACGUCAACCCAAUAAUUAAACAUCCCAUCACAAACCAAACCACUAAUCACAAAAGCGCAGAAUUGAAGAUUUUGCAGAAACCAGUCAUCUCAAAAGCAAGUCCAGCUUCCUCCUCUAAAGGCUGGACGUGGUACAUAUGUAAGCUUCUUCGGUGGUCUCUGAUACUGAUAGGAUUACUGGCUUUUGGCUUUUUUGGCUUUUUGGCCUAUCAGAAAUUCCCCCAUUUGCCUCAAACUGAUGUGGCCCACCCAAAAACAAUGGAGAAAUUUGAUCUGGAGUUAGAAGCUCUACGGGCUCGUUUUCCCAGUCAGCACCCAGUGUUCUGGAAGAGGAGUGGGAAACAUCUUAAGAGCCACCUAGACACGGUCAUCCACACUGAACCAGUCAGCGUAAUUCUGACAGCCGGCCUUCAAGCUGAAAGGACGUUGGGCUGCCUUGCUCGAAGCUUAGCCACAGUGUACUCCGCUACCCAUAAUGCUUCAAUCUUAGAAAUCGAAGGAGCCACCAAAAGGGAAGAAGACAGUGAUCGGGUCAAGCUGGAAAUUGAUGAAGCACUUAUAAAAGCGUUUGAAGGUGAUAAACGUGCAGCUGUUAUGCACCGUUUUGAAGAGCUCCCUCCUGGAUCUUCACUCAUAUUCUAUCGUUACUGUGACCAUGAGAAUGCAGCUUACAAGAAGGUUUUCCUGGUCUUCACUGUGAUGCUUUCGGUGGAUGAAAUAGCCACGACCAAUCUAAGUGAGGUGGAGGACAUGGUGUACAACCAUAUAAAACAGAAGUUUGUCAUCUCAGAUAAAUCCACUAGGUUUAAUCAAAUGGAUGUGGAUAAACUGAGUGGACUUUGGAGCAGAAUUUCUCACCUCAUCCUCCCGGUGGCAGCAGAGGAGAAAAUUGAACGGCAGGGCUGUGAGGCAUAACCUUACGGCAAAUCAUAAGAUAGCAUCACUGUAUUGGGCUGAAUAAGUCUUUUUGUAAAGUUUUGAGUUAAAUCGAUCUAGUUCAUGGAUUUGCAGACCACAUAAAUGUACAUAAAGGAUGUUUUUUCCAAAGAGGUUUUUAAAAAAUGUGUUUAUAAAUGUUUUAUACAAAUAGUUUUGUAUUCGCCUACAUUUUGGUUCUUUGUUUCCUUUGAUAAUAUGUGUGUGUGAAGGCAGAAACUUGAUCAUAUAAUAAUAAUAAUAAUAAUGAUUAUAAUAAUGCAUUUGCCAUUAUAUAGUAAGCUUUUGGCUUACAAUAUAAAUCAGCAAAUUAAUUGUUGUACAUUCAUUCCCAAGGCCAGGUGCAGUAAUGACUGAAGAUUUGCACUGAUUUUUUAAAUUAAACUCUGUAUUGUAAGCUGGCCUCUUCUUACCAAUCAAACGUUAGUUUGGGUUUGGUGUUAUAUAUUUGUGUGACUAAAAUAAUAAUAAUUAAAAGUGAGUCUAUGUUU
Labeo rohita (rohu) is the source of this 2209-nucleotide messenger RNA. RefSeq names its product torsin-1A-interacting protein 1. The transcript is spliced from 8 exons. The coding region runs from base 237 to 1697 and encodes 486 amino acids. The record is from RefSeq and is a predicted model, not a curated record. Gene Ontology annotation, biological process: membrane organization. Gene Ontology annotation, cellular component: membrane. Gene Ontology annotation, molecular function: ATPase activator activity. NCBI's taxonomy places the organism in Eukaryota, Metazoa, Chordata, Actinopteri, Cypriniformes, Cyprinidae.